ACGCUGGGCUAGGAGACAUUCCCAGGCAGGGUGGAUCACCAGCUGACGUCUCCUUGUUCCCUCCCCUGCUAUUGCUUUCAGUCAAACAUCAUCCUCGCCUUCAGGCAGCCGGGGGGAGAACACGAGCGUUCCCCACAAAAAGAGCAACUUGACACCCGUUGUCGCAGUUUGUGUCCGGCCGCUUGAAAAGACUUGCACACCCUCUCCUUCCCCGCUCCACACAAACACGCAGCAAUGGACGAAAAGGCGUUUACGAAGGAACUGGAUCAAUGGAUCGAGCAGCUCAACGAGUGUAAACAGCUGACGGAGGGCCAAGUGAAGAAUCUGUGUGAAAAGGCCAAGGAGAUCCUGACAAAGGAGUCAAAUGUCCAGGAGGUGCGAUGUCCCGUGACGGUGUGCGGCGAUGUGCACGGCCAGUUCCACGACCUCAUGGAGCUGUUCAAGAUUGGCGGCAAAUCCCCCGACACCAACUACCUGUUCAUGGGCGACUACGUGGACAGAGGCUACUACUCGGUGGAAACCGUCACUCUACUGGUCGCGCUUAAGGUACGUUUCCGCGAGCGCAUCACCAUCCUCCGAGGGAACCACGAGAGCAGACAGAUCACGCAAGUGUACGGCUUCUAUGACGAGUGCCUGAGGAAGUACGGCAAUGCCAACGUGUGGAAGUACUUCACAGACCUGUUCGAUUACCUCCCCCUCACUGCCUUGGUCGACUCUCAGAUUUUCUGUCUUCAUGGCGGCCUGUCGCCGUCCAUCGACACACUGGACCACAUCAGGGCGCUGGAUCGCUUACAGGAAGUGCCUCAUGAGGGCCCCAUGUGCGACCUGCUGUGGUCGGACCCCGACGACCGCGGCGGCUGGGGUAUCUCUCCUCGGGGGGCCGGCUACACCUUUGGUCAGGACAUCUCGGAGACAUUCAAUCACGCCAACCGCCUCACGCUGGUGUCCCGUGCCCACCAGCUGGUCAUGGAGGGUUACAACUGGUGCCACGAGAGGAACGUGGUGACAAUAUUCAGCGCUCCCAACUACUGCUACCGCUGCGGCAACCAGGCGGCCAUCAUGGAGCUAGACGACACCCUCAAAUACUCCUUCUUGCAGUUUGACCCGGCGCCUCGCAGAGGGGAGCCCCACGUCACCCGCCGCACCCCAGACUACUUCCUGUAACCUGUGACCUUUAUUUGAACAUCCUGUGGGUUACCGGUAUUGCCAAGAUAUGGAAGACGAGGGUGUCAGCCUUGAGUGGGCGGGGCUACACAGCAGCUGGACACAUUGUACAUUCACACAAAGACCUAUUUAUGCAUUUAGCAACAAAAGAACUAAUGCUCAGUCUAUGUGUGUGCGUGUGUGUGCGUGUGGACGGACCAAACAGUAUGUGCCAUCAUCACCACAAUAUGAAUUGCUGAGGUCUUGAGGUCGUAAAUGUCACACUACAUGAAGCAACUAAACUUUAUUGGAAAGGUUAUAUAUGUAUAUACAGUGGUGUGAAAAAAUGUUUGCCCCCUUCCCGAUUUCUUAUUUUUUUGCAUGUUUGUCACACUUAAAUUUUUCAGAUCAAACAAAUGUAAAUAUUAGUCAAUGACAGCACAACUGAACACAAAAUGACAUUUUUAAAUGAAACUGUUCAUUAUUAAGGGAGAAAAAAAAUCCAAACCUACAUGGCCCUGUGUGGAAAAGUGAUUGCCCCCCCCCUUAAAAUACAAUUUAACUGAGAUUAACUAAGAUCUAUCAGUGUGGAAAAGGUUAUUGAAGGCAUUUCUAAAGCUUUGGAACUCCAGCGAACCACAGUGAGAGCCAUUAUCCACAAAUGACGAAAACAUGGAACAAUGGCCGGCCAACAAAAAUGAUCCCAAGAGCACAGCGACGACUCAUCCAAGAGGUCACAAAAGACCCCACAACAACAUCCAAAGAACUGCAGGCCUCACUUGCCUCAGUUAAGGUCAGUGUUCAUGACUCCACCAUAAGAAAGACACUGGACAAAAACGGCCUACAUGGCAGAGUUCCAAGACCAAAACCACUGCUGAACAAAAAGAACAUUGAGGCUGGUCUCAAUUUUGCCAGAAAACAUAUUGAUGAUCCCCAAGACCUUUGGGAAAAUAGUUUGGUCUAACAAGACAAAAGUUUACUUUCUGGAAGGUGUGUGUCCCAUUACAUCUGGCGUAAAGUAACGCAUUUCAGAGAAAACAUCGUACCAACAGUAAAAUGUGGUGGUGUGAUGCCCCGUGUCUUAUGGUGGAGUCAUGAACACUGACCUUAACUGAGGCAGGUGAGGCCUGCAGUUCUUUGGAUGUUGUUGUGUCAUUGUGUAAUUUAAAAAACAUUUUGUGUUCAGUUGUGUUGUCAUUGACUAAUAUUUCCAUUUGUUUGAUGAUCUGAAACAUUUUAAGUGUGACAAACAUGCAAAAAAAUCAUUCGGGGAGGGGGCAAACACUUUUUCACACCACUGUAUAAUGCGUGUAUGUGACACACAUAUAUACAUACAUACAAGCAUACAUAGGAGAAAGGAUGAUCUGUUUGCACUUUUGUAAAUCUAAAGAAAUGUAACAUAUGAUUGCCGGAUGAAGAGAAUAUUUACAUUGUUUCCUUUUUAUUAUAUCAAGAAAGUCCCAAAUGAAGACAAAGGUUUUACAUGUGGUGUGUGUGUGUGUGUGUGCGAGAGGACGACAUGAUGAAGUGUUCAUCACAUUACACACUCUGAAGCAACCACAAGCCUGCCUGUAUUCAUAAUCCAGACAUUUGAAAUAAUAAAGAUAAAGGUGGCUCCUUCA
Molecule: messenger RNA, 2765 nt
Organism: Dunckerocampus dactyliophorus (ringed pipefish)
Lineage: Eukaryota; Metazoa; Chordata; Actinopteri; Syngnathiformes; Syngnathidae
Gene: ppp2cab
Product: protein phosphatase 2 catalytic subunit alpha b
Exons: 7
Coding region: 235-1164 (309 amino acids)
Biological process (GO): mitotic cell cycle; peptidyl-serine dephosphorylation
Cellular component (GO): cytosol
Molecular function (GO): protein serine/threonine phosphatase activity
Source: RefSeq, a predicted model, not a curated record